UUUCCAAUUCGAAUUAGGGAAUUCUUUAAAGCACCGCAAUCGAAGUCAUCAAACUUUCAACUGUACUCUGCAAAUUCAACAAUCUCCCUUCAAAACCCAAUCUCUCUCUCCAAUUUCCAGAAAAUUUUAUGGAUCUACCGAGCGAGGUUGGAUUAAAACUGCUUUUCUCUCCAAUUAGUUCCAAUAUUGUUGUUCGAACGGCAUGUUGUACAGUUGGGACUGUAAUACCAGUUUACUCGACUUUUAAAGCGAUUGAAAACAAAGAUCAAAACGAGCAGCAAAAAUGGCUUCUUUAUUGGACUGUUUAUGGAUCUUUUAGUGUUGCUGAAGUGUUUGCUGACAAAAUCCUCUCCUGGUUCCCUCUCUACAAUCAUGCAAAAUUUGCUUUUCUAGUUUGGCUUCAACUUCCAUCUUCCAAUGGGGCCAAGCAUUUGUAUAAGAGCCAUCUCCGUCCAUUUCUACUUAGGCACCAAGCUACGUUUGAUAAAAUAUUGGAGUUCAUUAACAGUGAAAUGAGCAAAAUAGUUAGCGCACGCCAAGCAGAAAUCAAGUUUUCAAGGACACUUAUCGUGAAGCUCAUGGCAUCAGUGAACCAGAUUGUUUGGUAUCUUAUUCACCCUAUGCAAACACCACAAAAUCGUUCCAUUGAAGGCCCGAGACAAGUAGAUUCUUCAGAUACACAAUCAAACAGUGAAGACUGAUGCGGUCAUAAUAAGCCUUAAUUUGCAGACAUUGCCUCUAUUGGUAACCUCCUUAUUCUACCACUUUUGGUUAAAUAUUUGUUUGUGCCAAUAUUUCUCGAGUUUCGGAUAAGCUUUAAAAAAGGUUCAGUAUAUACAUACAGAGUUUCUGUUGGAAAUAUGAUUUCUUGGAUCCAUCCUACUAUCAUGUUUGUGUGUGUGUAUAUAUAUUUGUAAAUAGGAGGUUUUUAUCUAUAAUUUUUGCCUUUGCAGCUUUUGCUGAGGGAAAAUUUGUACAAGGUAUAGAAAUUGUUAUAGUCAACCUUUCUUCAAUGUCAAUGUAAAACUAAAAUAUUCAUAAUCUUUUACAUGAUUUAUAUUUGUUUAAUUUGGUGAAUGUAUUUCAUCCUCUAUUGAUA
This is a messenger RNA of Gossypium raimondii (Peruvian cotton), 1099 nucleotides long. RefSeq names its product HVA22-like protein k. NCBI's taxonomy places the organism in Eukaryota, Viridiplantae, Streptophyta, Magnoliopsida, Malvales, Malvaceae. The record is from RefSeq and is a predicted model, not a curated record. The transcript has 8 exons. The coding region runs from base 129 to 701 and encodes 190 amino acids.